AUGCAGCAGUCUCAAGAGAAUAGUAUGGCCAACAGUAUCAAAAGCCGAGGAAAAGUCAAGAGCAAGAAGAAGAGUAAGAUUACUAUUGUCACUAGAGAGAAGGAUAUCAUUGUGUAUUUUAAAAAAACAACGGCCCCUAGUCCCCAGCAGGUUUUAAGUGGUCAAGGGGUGCCAAGAAUCCCUAGGAAGUAUGCAAUAGCAGAGGGAAGUUGCAGAAAAAUUCAAAAUGACCCCUCUAUGGUUCUUAGACUUGGAACGCUCAAUGUUGGAUCACUGACUGGCCGCAGCAUGAAAAUCGCAGAAAUGCUCGAGCGUAGAAGGAUUGACAUCUGCUGCCUUCAGGAAGCCCGAUGGAAAUCGAAUGGCGAUCUCAAUGGCCACGUUGGAGAGAAAACAGAUGGUUUUGACAACGUACAUGGCGGUUUUGGCUAUGGAAAACGGAAUGAAGAUGGCAACCGCAUCCUUGAGUUUGCUGAAAGUCACGGGUUUUGUUUACUGAACACAUAUUUUAAAAAGAGGUUGGAACAUCUCAUAACAUACAAAAGUGGACCAUCAGCCACGCAAAUUGAUUUCUUCGCUGUCAAGCAACAAUACAGAAGGCUAUUCAAAAAUGUCAAAGUUAUACCUGACGAGUCAUGUGUUGUUAAAACUCCAUUCUCCUAA
This is a messenger RNA of Helobdella robusta, 663 nucleotides long. RefSeq lists its product as hypothetical. The record is from RefSeq and is a predicted model, not a curated record. NCBI's taxonomy places the organism in Eukaryota, Metazoa, Annelida, Clitellata, Rhynchobdellida, Glossiphoniidae. Gene Ontology annotation, biological process: chromatin remodeling. Gene Ontology annotation, cellular component: nucleus. The coding region runs from base 1 to 663 and encodes 220 amino acids. The transcript is spliced from 4 exons.